Messenger RNA from Nannochloropsis gaditana CCMP526, 1165 nucleotides. RefSeq lists its product as uncharacterized. The coding region runs from base 26 to 1165 and encodes 379 amino acids. The record is from RefSeq and is a predicted model, not a curated record. The transcript is spliced from 2 exons.
ACAGAAACCCAACAAAGAUAAAAAAAUGUACGCCACGCACACCCACCACUUUUUCCGGCGUGAGGAGGACGGUAUGGUCCGUUCCACGGUGAAGCGUGUGGAUGGUGUCAGCCUGCAAGGACACCUCCAUGCCUUGAACAAUGAAGGUUUCCAUGAGGAUGUAAAGCGCACAACCAGACACAUACAAUGCGCGUCAAACCUUGUCGAAGCCUUGAAGACGACAAAGAAGAGCAGGAGAAGUGGCCGUUACCCCCCCCAGACCGAUGAAGGCCUCACCAUCGGCAGCAGCAAUAACUUCGACAGGAGGGAAGGGAGCACAGGGAUCAACGCACGUCCUAGCUUUCAUUGCAAUGACAAUAAUGCGCCUCGGCGUCCAGCGCUCCCGCCGAUCGACCUCCGUUUCCACAACCACCGCAACGCCAGCCAGCUCGUCAGCACUGGCACCUCUUCCCCUCCCUCCCCAUCCUCCUCCACUACCACCUCGUCCGCUACCUCCCCUUCCCAUGCCUGCCUGUCCGCCUGCGCCGUCCUCACCAAAGCCAACGUCUCGCAGUUACCUUUCCUCUCCGCCCCCCCUCCCUGCCCCCGGACCUGCCACUGCCCUGCCUCUGCCUCCCUGGCCCGACCGAGCAUUCCCCAAACGAGGAGGAGCCCAAACCGCCUGCCCGGCACCUACACAGGCAAGCUCGCCACCAUCCACAACGUGCACAACAAUGAUCCCACCGCCGGGAGCGUCCAAAGUACCUCCUUGCCUCGCAUUGCUCCCCUCUCCUUCACCCCUCCCCCGCCACCCUUCAGCAAUUUCUAUCCUGGACGCACACUCCAAUUCUCUGCCUCCCUCCGCUCCUACCGCCUUCUCCACGGCGUCGGCGGCCUCGAUCAUUGCAAGCCUCAAACCCACGUGAUGGCCGCCCAGGCCCUGUCCUCGAGCGGCGCCGCCCCCAAGGUCGCCGUCAAGAUAGUCCAGCAAGCCUGGAUCCAACGACAUGCCUCCCCGUCCCCUCCCUUCUCUCCCCUGGCCGCGCCCUUCCUACCCAGUAUCUGCAGGCCGGUGGGUGAGCUGGAGGCGGUGCGACUCCUCAGCUACAGCUCCGUUCACCCCAACGUGAUGCCCGUGCUUGACGUCGAACAGGACAAGAGGAGGAAGCACCCGAAGGAGGCUUAG